Molecule: messenger RNA, 813 nt
Organism: Cutaneotrichosporon oleaginosum
Lineage: Eukaryota; Fungi; Basidiomycota; Tremellomycetes; Trichosporonales; Trichosporonaceae
Source: RefSeq, a predicted model, not a curated record
CUAUCACACCCCAUUCUCAUCCCGCAUAUCCCUCAUUCUCAUCCCUCAUCUUGUCCCCCAUCCUCCCCCAUCUUGCUGCGCUCUCCUUGAUUUACUGUACUGUACGCAGCAGCUGAGCAGCAUGAGCAGGCGAACAGGAUGAACGAUACAAAGCGGUGGGAGUCGAGACGUCACCUCUUGCCCAACCAGCCCGUACAUCCGGCCACACCAGCACAUCAUGUGACCCCCAUGGGGCUCAUCGCUAUCGAAUGCAUUCUACAUCCUUCAUCACUCAUCCAUCAGUCUUCCAUCCUCUCCAUCACCCAUCACUCGUUGAUCGCCGCGCGGCCUCGGCAUCUCCAUGCGCAGCUUGGAAAAGCCAAGGAUCCCAGGCGAUGCCGGCUAAACCUGACACGUGGAUGUGGGGUCUCCACAAUGGGGGAGGUGGAGGUCCUCCAUCGCGUUGGUCGCGACCAAGCGAUCGUCAGACGACUGACGUCCAAAGAUCCAAGCAAUCGAACAGCGAUCACGAGAUCACGAUCUACAGAUCUACAACGCCUCCCGCCGUCGCCGAUCGCCACUUCGGAGAUAUCAAGACGAGUCGCGAGCUGACGCCCCGGAGCCCGGAUGCCGACGAAGGAUACACUCUCGCUGAUAGCUGGCGGCUGGCUGCUGACUGGCGAUGCCGGGCGCAGAUCUGGGCGUAGUUCACCACGCCACGCCCCGCACUCUCUGACGCUGAUGCCAACACGGAAGAACCGAGCGUCGCCACUUCUUCCGCCCUCGGCGCGGUUUCGGCGUCGACGUCAACACGCCCGCCGCGAACACGAAGAG